Molecule: messenger RNA, 606 nt
Organism: Aureobasidium uvarum
Lineage: Eukaryota; Fungi; Ascomycota; Dothideomycetes; Dothideales; Saccotheciaceae
Source: the annotation of a GenBank genome assembly
AUGGACAACAGGACGGCACUUGUCAUUGUGGACGUACAAGAUGGCAUCGCAAAUGUCAACGACGGCGUUCCUGAUGCUGAUCGAGUAAAGCAAGCCAUCAACUCUGUUCUGCAUCUUGCCCGCCAGCACAACAAACAUGGUCCUCUCAACGAAGAUCCAAAACACAAGAUUGAGAUUCUCUUUGUUCAGCACGACGACAACGACCCGAGCGAUCCUUUACAUCGAGGAAAACCGACUUGGGAACUUGUUUUCCCACCCCGACAGGGUAUCGAAACCGAAAGGCUGAUUUCCAAAAACGUUGGCGAUAUGUUCAUUUCAAACCCCAAUCUAGCGAACUCGCUUCGCAUGCAAGGCAUCACGAACCUUGUCUUUGUCGGACUGCAGACUGAUUUCUGCGUACGAGCUUCGAUCCUUGGAGCCAUUGCAUCUGGUUUCGAGGCUUCGAACAUCAAGCUGCUGCAAGGGACUCAUUCCACGUACGACAAUAUAGUGACUGGGAAAUCAUAUGUGCAGAUCAAGGAAGAUGUGGAAAAACAGAUGGCAAACAUUGGAGUAUGUUUGCGGGACUGGAAGGAAUUCGAUUUCGAGAGAGAUUUGUCUCUUUGA